Morus notabilis is the source of this 814-nucleotide messenger RNA. RefSeq lists its product as uncharacterized. The transcript has 3 exons. The coding region runs from base 149 to 571 and encodes 140 amino acids. NCBI's taxonomy places the organism in Eukaryota, Viridiplantae, Streptophyta, Magnoliopsida, Rosales, Moraceae. The record is from RefSeq and is a predicted model, not a curated record.
GGAAAAGAAAGAGAGGAAAUAAACCUUAUUGCCACUGCCACAUGUAUGUAUGAGCGAGGGAGUUAAUAAUCUGAAAUUCGAAAGAGACCGUUUUCAUAUGCACGCCAGGUGGUCGAUAAAAUACCUGACAGGAAAAUAGUUGGAAGAAAUGGCAAUGGUGGCUGCAAUGGCCAUGGGAAUGAGACCAACCUCUGGUGUGGUGUUGCUAACAAGGUACAAACCCAAGUGGGUUUUUACUCGUUCGGCUCUUUCUUCUUCUUCUUCUUCAAAGCCUCCGAGAAGAAAACUCAUCCUUUACUCAAAGCCCGAAUGCUGUUUGUGCGAUGGCCUCAAAGAAAAGCUUCAAGCCGCCUUCUUAUUGUCAUCCCAUGAUUCUCUUCACGACGUUCAUUUAGAGAUAAGGGAUAUUACGACCAAUCCUUGCUGGGAAAAGGAGUACCAAUAUGAGAUACCGGUUUUGGCCAAAGUGCUCUCUGAUGGAACUGAGGAAACUCUGCCUCGAUUAUCUCCUCGCCUCGGAGUGGAGCUCGUGCACAAGAAAAUAGCUGAAGCCUUAAAAGAAACCGAUUAGAAUACAAUUUUGUUUUUCUGGGAUUUGUUUCUUGGAUAAGGAGGAUAAUAAUCUUAAUGCAUAUUCAGACUUUGUGGCCUACUAAACUUUGCCUGAAUGACUGAACAACAAUUUGCUCAUCUUUUUUCCUUGUGCCCUGCUAUGUUCUUCAAUAUUUAUGUUUCUACCACAUUUAACAACUUCACUUCAAGUAUAUGCUUUGAGGGGAUUCAUUUUUCUUCCCUUUUUCACCUGUGUUCUUUU